This is a messenger RNA of Teleopsis dalmanni, 847 nucleotides long. RefSeq names its product zinc finger protein 830. Bases 74 to 826 code for a protein of 250 amino acids. Gene Ontology annotation, cellular component: nucleus; spliceosomal complex. Gene Ontology annotation, biological process: nuclear DNA replication; mitotic DNA replication checkpoint signaling; mitotic DNA damage checkpoint signaling. NCBI's taxonomy places the organism in Eukaryota, Metazoa, Arthropoda, Insecta, Diptera, Diopsidae. The record is from RefSeq and is a predicted model, not a curated record. Gene Ontology annotation, molecular function: nucleic acid binding; zinc ion binding. The transcript has a single exon.
AUAUGAGUAGUCAUAAUUUGUUAUUACUGUGGCGGUUCGCAAUUUUGAAGUCGGCAAGUGUAAUUCCAACAAAAUGUACAGAAAAGUAGAUCCACGUCGGACAACAUUAGUACAGAAAAAAAUUUGUAAGAAAGAACUUAAUACCAAUCCGAUUAAAUCCGCAAUUGCAAAAUAUGAUAAGUCUGGAAACAUUUCUUGUGUACUAUGUGGAACAGUUUUAAAAUCAUCUAAUGUGUGGAAAGUUCAUGUUAAUUCAAAGCAACAUAAACAAAAUGUUGUAAUCGCUACGAACAUGAAAAAUGAAUUACGUUUAAAGCCAAAAAUAUCGGAACCUGCCAAAAUAGAAACAAAAUGUAAGGAUAUAAAAGAGAUUUCUUUAAAAAAUGAAAGAAGUGCAGCAAUUACUACAAGUGAACGGACCGAAACAGAUAGCAAAUCCCAAUUACCUGAAAAAUUCUUUGACGACCCUUCUAAAGAUGCAAUGUCUAGAAAUGUUGACUACAAAAAUCUUCAAGAUGAUGAAUGGGCAAAAUUUCAACGUGAAAUUAGAGAAGUUACCACAAUUUCUAAUGCAAUAGUGAUUGAAGAGAGGAAUGAAGCAUCUAUAGCUAGACAAAUUGAUGAAAUUAAUGAUCAAAUGUUAAGAUGGUCCAAAUUUAUACAAAUUGAACGGAAAAAAGAAAGUUUUCGUAAACCAGAAGAAAAACAAAAAAAUAAGGAAUAUACGGAAACACAAAAUUUUAAUGAAGACAGUAACGAAAGUAUCGACUUUGAUGAGUUUUCGGAUUGGAGAUUAAAAACUUACACAGCAAAAAAACCUGUUUGAAAAACGUUUCUGUAGCACAGC